UAUCUAACGGUAUGUGAAUGGGAGACCUAUCCCUUAACCAAAAAAACUAGAUAGGUUUGCAAGCUGAAGGUAUCGACCGCUGAGCUCAGUCAAAAGUUCAGUUUUGACCAAACGUCAUUGAAAGAGACCGUCAUUGAAAACGUCAUUGAAAGAUACCUCUCUAGAAUCAGUUUUCAACGUAGAAUUUGAAAAUAUUAAUGAGAAUAAGUAAAAACGUAAAGGGAGAAAAUUGUGAACCAUUUUCUGAAAAAGAACAGUUUUUAGCUUUUUCGACCUCGUCUCAGUAUUUCGCAUUUUUCUUCAUCAAGAUUUCAUUUUUUCGAACUAAAAAGGUGAUAUUCGUGAUCAGCUCGAUCUGGCGAUUCAGAAUAUGUAUAAUAUUUCACUCUGUGUUUGACCUACGAGCAUCUUAUAAGCACCAAUCAUGAAAGAGUAAAUGUACUAUCGUCUUAGACAUAUUAAAAUAUCUAGACAAGAAUCAUCAUUAUUUAUAAUGAUCAAACGAAUUUAAAAUGAAUAAUUGAUAAAUAAUCUUUAUUUGUUUUUUAUUUAUUCAAUUAAACACUGAAUGGUCUUAAUAAUGUGUCUUGAAAUUAAAAUAAAACUUUUUAUCAAUAUUUGUUGCCGAUGAUCUACAUGAUCGAUUAUUAUUAUUAUCAACAGAAUUAUUUGUAGUAAUUAAUAAUAAAUAUAUUUCGUUUAAUGUGGAUUAUAUAUAAGACCUUGUUAUUAAAAAUUUGGCGAUGUUACCUAGAACAAUUUUAUGUACUAUAAAUCAAUCAAUUAUUUAUUUUAACAUUAGAUAAACUUAAAUUAUGAAAUAAAAGCAAAAUUUAGAUAUUUUAUCUGUUAAGUGUGUAUUAUGCAUAUACGCGUUUUCUAUACCUGUAAUUUUUAUUUUAUUACUUCUAAUCUCAUAUUCUCUUUUUAUUGACGUAACAAAUAAUAAUAAUAAUAAUGAUGAUGCAGAUAAUGAUACUGUUAGUUGUUUCAUCAUUGUCAACAGCAUCAACAUUAUCAACAUUCCCAAAAGAAAAGAAAAAAAAACGUGUUCACUAUCGAAUAUUCUUUGAAAAAAAUCAACAAAAUUUUAUGUAUGAAAACCUACAGAAGAAAAAUAGAGGUAGUCUAAUUAAAAGUCCGAAAACGGACACAAUUAUCAAUGUAAGUGAAGAGAUAGAAAAUGGGCUAAAUCAAGAUAAAAAUUUAACAUACAGUACAGGUGACAUUUUAUCAACACAUAAAGGAAAAGUCAUCAUUCAAGGUAACUACAUUAACAGUAUUUAUAAGACAAACAAAAUAAGAUAGUUGUAUAAUUCAAUGUUGUAUACUUAAUUUUAUAUUCUAGACGAACAAUUCAUUAAAAAUAAAAAUCAGUUAUCAAAUGAACAUAUAAUUGAGACUAUAGAUGAUAGUGAACGUUAUUAUUUAUCCCGUUCACUUCGUCAACGUAUAUCAAAAGCAUUAUUAUCAUGGCAAGAAUUUAUUCACGUUCAAUCAUCAUGGUCAUGGGUCAUAUUGAUAGCUGGUUUUCUUACAUAUUCCAUAGGCGAAGCUUUGACAUGUGUUUUCCCAUUAUUAUUUGUUGCACUUCAAGAAGAAUUUAAAAAUGAAGGUUCAUCACGUUUAGCAUGGGUACAAUCGAUGAUGAAUUCUGUACCAUGUCUUGUUGGACCUAUUGCAUCGACAUUAACAACACAUUUAGGCUAUAGAAAAACUACAAUGUUAGGAGGAUUUAUUGCGUCAAUGUCAUUAUUAGCUAGUUCAUUUGCUCGAAAAUUAGAAAUACUAUAUGUGACAAUAGGUUUUUGUUAUUCGUUUGGUAAUUCACUUGUGUUAGUGACCACUGUAGUAGCUGUUACCGAACAUUUUGAACAUAAACCAUCAUUUGCAUCCGGUGUGACGAUUAGUGGUGGUGCUUUUGGUCAAUGUGUAUUUGCUAUUGUUUUACAAAAAUUGAUAAAUCAUUAUAAAUGGUAUGGUGCUCUAAUGUUAUUCUCUGGUAUUGUUUUCCUUACUGUGGCGUUAGGAGCACUAUUCAGAGAAGUUGAAUAUGACGAAGAUGAGGAAGAUGAGGUACGUGAAGAUAAUCUGAGCGAGCAUGAUGAAACGCCAAUGGAAACAUUGAAAAGUAUUAAAAGUACAAAAGAUAAAAAAGUCGAGGAUACUAAUGAAGCCACGAUACGAUUUAAUCAGACGAGUAAUCAUACUAUAGAUGUGUUAUUCUCCAAUAAAUCGACAAAAAGCCAUUUACAUAAGCAGUAUUCAAAAUCAGAAUUAUGUGUACCAACAGCUUUUAGACAAAAUUUUGAAGAUGAAUAUUUGCAUAAGAAAACAAUGUCUGAUGAGUAUCAAUUAAACCAUGAAAAUCCAGUAGUAUCAACAAAUCCGAUUGAUCAACAAGUACAACAAAAUAUACCGAUGAAACAUGCUGAUAGUUAUAAAGAAAUUGUUCAUCCAAAAGGACUUGUAGAACGAUUAUCUCCAUCAUCAUUGAUUACAUCAACGAAUUCAAAGUCAAAUAAUCCAACAACGAGAAAAUAUUCAAAUGUGACUCCUUCAACGAAACUCAUUCGACGUACCCAGCGUUCAGCUAGUGCUAAUAAUUAUUCCCGUAUGGCUACUGCCCAUCAUUAUCCAUUUUAUCGUCAGCAUCAUUAUUCACAACAUCAACGACGUCGAAAUUCAUUAUCGUUUUGUCAUCAUCCAACACAUCAUCAUUCGCAUCAUACAUCCGUUUUACAAUGUAAUUAUGGCGCUAAGAUAUCACAACUACGUUUAUGUUCAAAAAACAUUUACAAUUAUGAAAGUCUAUUGAAUAUUUGUAAACUACAAAACUUAUAUUCUCGUAUCGAUCGUAGUCUAUCAUGUCCAAAUUUAGUUCCAUCUAAACAACUCAUCUCAUUUCCACCAAUUAUCGAUAAAGAUAAAGAAGAAAAAACAUCAGAAAAUCCAUUGAAAUUUAUAUACCGUGAACUAUGUCAAUUGGCUAAAGUAUUGAAAAUAUUACCAUUUUUAUUAUUAUGUUUUAGUGUAACUAUUAUCACAAUAUUUUAUGAAGCAACCUGGACAUUUCUUGUUGAUUAUAUGAAUAAAAAUAAUCUAUCAGAUAAUACCGGCUCACAUAUAAUUCUAGCCGUUGGUAUCAUCUUAAUAUUUGGUGAAAUUGGCUUUGGUUAUAUGGGUGAUAGUAAAAGAAUACAUCCUCUAUAUCUGUACGCUUGUUCAUUGACGAUCAGCGGUCUAUGUCAGUCUCUAAUACCAUUUGCCAUCAAAUCAUCAUCAAAGUUGUUACCAUUAAUGUUAUUUAUUGGUUUUUUACAAUCCGCACAAGAAGUUUUAAUGCCGAUAUUGUGUAUUAAAUUUGCUGGAGUAACAAAUUUUCCCAGGGCAUAUGGAAUGUUAUUAUUCGGUCAAGGGUUUAGUAAUCUUAUUGGACCACCGUUAUUAGGUGCUAUUGCUGAUCGUAUGGGUUCAUAUGAUUUAACCUACUACACAAUAUCCAUCGGAACGGUUGUUGCUUCAUCAUUUUUAUUUACUAUGCCAUUAGUUCAAAAAUAUUAUAAAUGUAUGUGUAUGAAAAAGAAGACAAAUUCCAGCAUAACCAGUGGUGAAAGCGGAGAGUCAGUUUGUGGUGCAUCAUCAUUAAAUGAAAAUGGUAUAACACAAGCAACUUCAUCUUCAUUUAUUAAUAACAACAGUAUUAAUAAUACUAAUACUACUAAUAAUAAUUAA
Didymodactylos carnosus is the source of this 3735-nucleotide messenger RNA. NCBI's taxonomy places the organism in Eukaryota, Metazoa, Rotifera, Eurotatoria, Philodinida, Philodinidae. The record is from the annotation of a GenBank genome assembly.